This is a messenger RNA of Cajanus cajan (pigeon pea), 1168 nucleotides long. Its product is annotated as protein phosphatase inhibitor 2. The record is from RefSeq and is a predicted model, not a curated record. Lineage: Eukaryota; Viridiplantae; Streptophyta; Magnoliopsida; Fabales; Fabaceae. Gene Ontology annotation, molecular function: protein phosphatase inhibitor activity. Gene Ontology annotation, biological process: regulation of signal transduction.
AUUUGUGAAUUUUCAAUUUGGUUAUGAAAUUCACCAGAGUAGUGGUUUUGGACUUGUUGUUUUCAAAGUUCUUCUUCACCUAAUAUGAAUUUUGAAUUUCUCGUGCUUUGCAUUUUUUUUUUUACUGCGUAGUGAAAUUGCUUGAUGUUUAUUUAUGGUUGUAUUUUGUAUUUCCGUGUUAAAUUUGGUUGUAUGUAGGUUUGCGUUCAAGACUUCAAGGGGCUUUUUACGUGUUUAAUAUCCUCAAGUUGAUCAAGCGACUUCAGGAUUGCCUUGCAUACUUUUGGUGUUUGAAGAACUAAUCUGUCUUCCAAAAUGAAUAGGGGACGUGUAAGGUGGGAUGAGGCUAAUAUUGGAGAAAUUGAGGCAAACAAACCUGUGAGGCAGAAAAUUACUGAGCCUAAGACUCCAUAUCAUCCUAUGAUUGAUGAUGACAGUUCUCUAUCCCCUGUACGUGGAAGUUUUGAUGCAUGUAUUGACGAUGGAAAUCACACAACGCAAGCUGAAGCAAUAUGGAAUGCUCUUAAUGAUGUAGCCUCCAGUAGCAGAAGAGGCACUGGACAAUCUGGUGGUUGGACAUCAUCUGAAGAUGAGCCAGAAGCAAUGGAGCAAGAUGAUGAUGAUUCUGAAACAGAUAGGAGUUUAAGUUUUAAAGAGCACAGAAAGGCCCACUAUGAUGAAUUUCUUAAAGUGAAAGAGAUGCGACAGAAGGGUUCUCCUAUUGAGGAUGAAAGUGACGAGGAUAAUAAUUCUGAACCUUGUAAGGCGGAGAAAUGUGAAUCAUCUUCGCUGAGUGAUGGUGUAAAAGAGAUGGACAUUGAGGGGAAGAAGUCUUCAAGGCCAGCUAAUGGUUCUACGACAGUGAUCAACAAAUAAAACCCACCGUCUUUUCAGUGGUUUUUUGUGGAUUGAGAAAAACUAGAUAAUUCACUGUAUUCUUGUAUCAUUUGUAUGUAAAUAUUUUCUUUCUCCACACCAUGUUUAUUAUGACCCCGUUUACACAUUUGUACUCGCAAUUUGGUUUGUGUUUAGCAUUUUCGAGGAAUUUGCUCGUGUCUUUCAUAAGAAUUUAAGGUUGAAUGCUUAAAGAGUGGAUGUAUACCAACUGGGACUAUAUUUUAUUUUUUUCCUUGUGAUUUUUGUGUGAUUUGUGUGUUAGGACUGAUCA